Molecule: messenger RNA, 1407 nt
Organism: Drosophila pseudoobscura
Lineage: Eukaryota; Metazoa; Arthropoda; Insecta; Diptera; Drosophilidae
Product: protein arginine methyltransferase NDUFAF7 homolog, mitochondrial
Exons: 2
Coding region: 58-1371 (437 amino acids)
Biological process (GO): mitochondrial respiratory chain complex I assembly
Cellular component (GO): mitochondrion
Molecular function (GO): protein-arginine omega-N symmetric methyltransferase activity
Source: RefSeq, a predicted model, not a curated record
GUUGGCAGCUCCCUCGCCCUUUCGGAGGGAACUUUGUUUUUGUUGCGCUGCUCCGAAAUGUUACGCGAAGCUUUGAGGAUUGGCAGCAGACGAUGCUUCAGUUAUAAGUCUGUGCGUCGCCCGAAUUUGGGUGCCACAAGUGCUCCGAAGGCGGAGCCUGAAAAGACUGCAGAUGCUGUACCCGCAGCUACCGGCACGGGCAAUGGGAGCCUGGCCAAGCAGCUGAGAGCAAAGAUUCUGGCCACUGGACCCAUCACGGUCGCCGAAUACAUGAGGGAGGUGCUGACCAAUCCCCAGGCAGGCUACUACAUGAACCGCGAUGUGUUUGGCCGUGAGGGCGACUUCAUUACAUCGCCAGAAAUAUCGCAGAUCUUUGGAGAGCUGGUUGGAAUAUGGCUGGUAGCUGAAUGGCGCAAGAUGGGCAGUCCAUCGCCUUUUCAGCUGGUGGAGCUGGGACCUGGCAGGGGCACCCUGGCCCGUGAUGUCCUCAAAAUCCUCACCAAAUUCAAGCUGGGGGCCGAGUUCUCCAUGCACAUGGUGGAGGUCAGUCCGUUCUUGAGCAAGGCACAGGCACAGCGCUUCUGCUACACCCACGAAACGCUGCCGGAGGAGGCUCAACUGCCGCACUAUCAGGUGGGCACAACGGCCACUGGGACCAAGGCCUACUGGCACCGUCGCCUGGAGGAUGUCCCUCAGGGAUUCUCUUUAGUGCUGGCCCACGAAUUCUUUGAUGCUCUGCCCGUGCACAAGCUGCAGCUGGCCAAUGGCCAGUGGCAGGAGGUGCUCAUCGAUGUGGCGCCUGAGUCGGAGCCAGAGGCGGCAAACUUUCGUUAUGUCCUGUCCAAGUCACAGACCCCAGUGUCGCGGGUAUUUCACCCAAUGCCCGGCGAGACACGCCAGACCCUGGAGUACUCGCUAGAGACGGAACGACAGGUGGGUCUGCUGGCCGAACGCCUUGAACGGGAUGGCGGCAUUGGCCUGAUCAUGGACUAUGGACACUUUGGCGAGAAAAUGGACACAUUUCGUGCCUUCAAGCAACAUGCCCUGCACGAGCCACUGCUGGAGCCGGGCACAGCAGAUCUCACUGCCGACGUGGACUUUAAGCUGGUGAAGAGCACGGCCGAGACAAGGGGACACCUACACUGCUGUGGUCCCAUCGAGCAGGGGCUCUUUCUCAGCCGCAUGCAGGGCGAGGCCAGAUUGGAACAGCUCCUGGCCAAUGCUCUGCCAGAGAACGAGGCCAUUAUACGCUCUGGCUACGAGAUGCUGACGGAUCCCAAGCAAAUGGGCAGUCGCUUCAAGUUCUUGGCCAUGUUUCCCGGUGUGGUGGCGCCACAUUUGGAAAAAUUCCCCGUUGCUGGCUUUAGCUAAAUUUGUGGUUUAAUAAUGAACUUUUCUGUUGUACAA